AUGGCGGCUCCGCCGCAGUACGGCAUUCACCCCUACAGUCACCUCGGGUAUGCGUAUGGGGGCACGACGGCGGCUGUCGCAGCUGCAGACUACACGUGGGGAGCCGCAGCGCAGUACUCUCAGUGGCAAACACCAACGGCACAUCCAUCCGCACCCAAUCCACUUGAACAGGAACCAGAUGCCCUUCAAAGCCGCACGCUCUUCUUCGGUCGACUUCCAGAGGAUGUGACUGAAGAUACGCUGCGGGACGUCGUCGCGCCGCACGGCGAUCUAAAAAAGGUUGCCGUUUACGCUGAAAAACGGAUGGCGUUCGUUGAGUUUUAUGACCUUCGUCACGCAGAAGCUGCUCGGGACGCUCUUCGCGGCUCGGACAUCUUGGGAAAGCGAGUCGAAGUGCAGUUUUCGGCUGUGAAGCGGCCAGACAAAGAUGGAAACACGGGCACUCUGUACGUACGUCCAGUCAGCACGGUUCAUGUGUCGGGCAACUGGGCAGAUCCAAACAGCCUUGACGCGUACAGGGAGCUGUUCGCGAAGCAUGGCGACCUCAAGAAGGUGUCUGCAAAUCGAAAGCGAGAGACGGAGAAGUUCGUCGAGUAUUUUGAUCUCCGAGACGCGCAAAAGGCACUUGACUCUUUGAACGGCUAUGUUUUCAACGGCGCCACGCUGCACAUAUGCUUCGCCCAGAACGCGUCGCGCACAGUGAAUAAGAACGCAGAGCGUUCGGGGGGUUCGCGGCGGACACCGGAGAGCUACGGCCCUGUUCGAGGCGGCGGGAGCUCAGGAAGUGGCGGGAUGUCGCGCUCCUACGCGUCAGGUCCCUACGCUGCGCCGGUGAGUUCUCACCAACCUCACGCUGUUCCUGCCAUCUACGCAUCCGGCCCUCCCCUCACGCCACAACACCCUCCACCUGCCUACGUCGCGGCUGUGCCGUACGCCACAGGGCCAGCGGCGUAUGGCGCGUACGCAGUACCGUACCAGCCGGCGUACGGCCUCUACACGUAUCAGCAGCCGCAGGCAACAAACGGGUACGCCGCGCCGCAGCCGUGGGCGGCAGCUGCGACGACGGCAACAGCGCCUGCGAGUGCGACGGCUGCUGUCCCGUAUACCGUCGCUCCACAGGCGGCGAGCACGUCCGCAGCGAGCAGGUCGAGUCCGGUGAGUUCCGCGGCACCUGCGGGAAGUGCCGGGGCGUAUGCGACCCCCGCAGCGACUGCUCAGGUGGCUGCGCCGCGGUGGUGA
Besnoitia besnoiti is the source of this 1239-nucleotide messenger RNA. RefSeq names its product RNA recognition motif-containing protein. NCBI's taxonomy places the organism in Eukaryota, Apicomplexa, Conoidasida, Eucoccidiorida, Sarcocystidae. Bases 1 to 1239 code for a protein of 412 amino acids. The record is from RefSeq and is a predicted model, not a curated record. Gene Ontology annotation, molecular function: RNA binding. The transcript has 7 exons.